Didymodactylos carnosus is the source of this 1017-nucleotide messenger RNA. NCBI's taxonomy places the organism in Eukaryota, Metazoa, Rotifera, Eurotatoria, Philodinida, Philodinidae. The record is from the annotation of a GenBank genome assembly.
CGCAUAAUAUAGUAACGCUUUAGUCGCAUUUUGUCCGGAAGGUGAUAAAACAAUACAUUUUCGGUUGUUCGUCACUCAUACGGUGAUAUUUGAAAGCGUUGCUUUACUCAGUAAAGUAACGCAUCAGGAAAGAAAAUGUGCCACCCCUACUUAUUACUACUGGACAUCAACAGCCAGCAACAUUGUACAUGGUACUUUGAGCCAAGAGUUUUCCUCACAUAUUUUGUUUUUCUUUCUUUUAGUUCUGGAUGUAGACAUGCUGAACUAAAAGUUCAGUUUUCUUUUGUCAAACGAGAAAUGGUUGAUCCAAAAUAGUGAAAUAAACGAAUCAACAGUUAAAGAGUUAAGCGUCGCUCAGAUCGAUGUUGACCGUCAUCUUGAAGACAGCAAGGUAUUGUUAGCAAAACGAGAGAACAGCAUUAUAUAUACUGAAUACAUUUUGCAGCAUCAAAUAUCCUGUGUUGUUCCAAAUGUACCGCAUUGUUAUGCAUGUCUAGUUGCCAUAAAACAACUGAUAACCAUUACGCAAGAUUUUGAUUCAUCGAAUUAUUCCAGGAUAGAAGAUCAAGAAUUAAAUAACAAAAAAAAGUCAGUGAAGAAACCAAAAAUCGUCACAGAUUUAAUAAAUAACAGUAAAUCAUCCAUAACUUUAAUAUACGAAUGUUCACAAAUUACUACAUCUGCAACUACAACACCUGGUUUGCGAUCGAAUCUAGUUGUAGCAGCUUUAAUACGGAUAACAUUACUGUGAUUUUAGUUCAACGCAUGACGACCACGGAAAAUUUAUUCGAUAUACCUUACAAUAGACCAAAUGAACAAUUUUUGGCUGAGACUGAUUAUAGGUUAUAUGAUCAUUUAGCAGCACAAGAUAAUACGAAAUCUAAACGUAAGAGAAGUCAAGGAAAAACCGAUUGUUGUUGGCUUCAAACGUUUUCAAUGCAACAAUCAGAACAAUGUGUUACUACUAUCCCACAAUAUCCUUCUGCUGAUAUACCAUUAAAUGCUUUUGUAUGUUAG